Molecule: messenger RNA, 1640 nt
Organism: Nicotiana tabacum (common tobacco)
Lineage: Eukaryota; Viridiplantae; Streptophyta; Magnoliopsida; Solanales; Solanaceae
Product: GATA transcription factor 19
Biological process (GO): regulation of DNA-templated transcription
Molecular function (GO): sequence-specific DNA binding; zinc ion binding; protein binding
Source: RefSeq, a predicted model, not a curated record
CGCUGUAAUAUUUUCCAUUUUUAAGAUGCAUUUUGUUAAAACGAACAUUUGUCUCCUUCACACUUUCUUCCUCUUCGUCAUUAUCACCAUCAUUUUGCUGUCUGUAGCUGAAUUUUGAUCAUGAAAUUCGAAUGAAAAUAUCAUCACAAAUACUUAAGAAUUCAUAUAUUUCUUAUAAACGAAGAUAAUUCGGAGAUUUUUUUCUUGUUUGUGAAAAUAUGAUUCUUUUAAUUAUGAAAUUUGCGUGAUUUUUAAGGAUUAGGUUUUCAAUUUCAUGGUGUAUAUAUAGAUAUAUAGAGAGAGAGUAUCAUGAUGACGGCGAAUCCACGGCCACUGCAGGCGCGUCUGUACGAAGAUCACGCGCCGUUACAGUCGAUACAGAUGGAGGAGGAGGAGGAGGAUGACGACGGCACGUAUGAGGAUGAUGGAGGUGAAGAAACUAUGGAUGAGGCGGAGGAAAUACGAACGAAGGUUUUAAAUCACCAUCAAUAUGGGGGAGGUGGUGGAGUUGUGGAAGUUUCUAGAAGUAGUGAGCUUACUCUUGCUUUUGAAGGUGAAGUGUAUGUUUUCCCAGCAGUCACUCCUGAGAAGGUGCAAGCAGUGCUCUUGCUAUUGGGGGGAUGUGACAUUCCUACUGCUGUGCCCACUGUUGAAGUUCCUUUCGACAACAAGGUUGAGGAUUUUCCAAAGCAAGUUAAUCUUUCAAGAAGAUUUGCCUCCUUGGUUAGAUUCCGAGAGAAGCGAAAGGAGAGAUGUUUUGACAAGAAAAUUAGAUAUAGUGUCAGGAAGGAGGUUGCUCAAAGGAUGCAUCGGAAGAAUGGUCAAUUUGCAUCUUUGAAAGCAAGUUCUGGAUCUUCUAACUGCGACUCAGCCAAGAGUAGCCUUGAAGGAGAUGGCACUCAACUUUCUGAAACUGUUCCUGGAAAGUGUCACCAUUGUGGUGUGAGUGAAAAUUGUACGCCAGCAAUGCGCCGCGGGCCAGAUGGACCAAGGACACUCUGCAAUGCAUGUGGACUAAAGUGGGCAAACAAGGGAACAUUGAGAGAUCUAAGCAAGGGAUCGAGGAAAUUAUCUGUUGAACCAAAAGAACUGGGAAAUCCUGACAAUCCCACGAAGGCAUUUGCUGAAGGAUGUCUUGAUCAUUGUGCUGAUGUAGAAAAGAAUCUAUUCAGCGCUAGGAGCAAUCUUGCAAAUGAGAUACCUGUGGGUAUCAUUAGUCCUUCUAGUGAUCUUGUUGAGCAGGAAACUCUAGUUGAUAUUGGAAAUGCUUCCAAAACUGAAAUUGACAUUCCUGCAAAUUUUGACUAGUUGACAGCCUGUAAUUAUUGUUGUAACAUACCCCGAUUGCAGUGACAUCUCCUUUUCCAGAGAGAUUUUACCAUUUCAAACUAACCCUGUUAAUUUGGAAUGGAUGCAAGAAGUGUUGAUGCUUGUAAAUGAGUAAGUAAUACUAUUGGUGCCUAGCCAAUUCAUACUAGUGUGAUUAAUUGCUUCCUGUACAUCAUGAGCUAGUCGGAAUUCUACACCUUCGUUGUAUAUAUAGUUUCACUCUGUGUACAGUAUAGUUUAACAGCUUUGCUAAUCUGAUGAUCUCAUGUUUCUUUCAAAAUCCUUUCUUAAUUGAAUGGUUUUACUUGGUA